UUGCUGCUGCGCGAGGUCUGGAGGCGCCUCCGCGGGCAGCCCCGCGGGGAGCAGGACGCGCGGGGCACUAACCCACUGCGUGUCCCGGCAGCGAGCCGAGCCGCAGCCGACGCGCGGGGGCGCUCCGAGAGGCCCCAGUCCGCUGCCGCCUCCAGGAUCAGCGGCAUCAGCCUCCAGGAAGCUCAGCAGAUCCUCAACGUUUCUAACCUCAACGCGGAGGAAAUUCAGAAGAACUACAACCACUUGUUCAAGGUGAACGACAAGUCGGUGGGAGGCUCCUUCUACCUGCAGUCAAAGGUGGUGAGAGCCAAGGAGCGGCUAGACGAGGAGCUCCGCAUCCAGGCACAGAGCGAGAAGGAGAAGGGCUGGAAGGCUGAGACGUGACUCCGGCCAUCCCUGUCCCCCGCUUUCUGCACCCAUAAGUUAUAGGUAGCCAAUAAAUGUCGCGUCCUGCA
Messenger RNA from Tinamus guttatus (white-throated tinamou), 455 nucleotides. NCBI's taxonomy places the organism in Eukaryota, Metazoa, Chordata, Aves, Tinamiformes, Tinamidae. The record is from RefSeq and is a predicted model, not a curated record.